Messenger RNA from Phragmites australis (common reed), 2162 nucleotides. RefSeq names its product bZIP transcription factor 16-like. NCBI's taxonomy places the organism in Eukaryota, Viridiplantae, Streptophyta, Magnoliopsida, Poales, Poaceae. Gene Ontology annotation, biological process: regulation of DNA-templated transcription. The coding region runs from base 608 to 1756 and encodes 382 amino acids. The transcript is spliced from 17 exons. The record is from RefSeq and is a predicted model, not a curated record. Gene Ontology annotation, molecular function: DNA-binding transcription factor activity; sequence-specific DNA binding. Gene Ontology annotation, cellular component: nucleus.
CUCUCUCUUCCUUGUUUCUCUGUCCGACCCGACGUUGUGAUUGGGGAGUGCUCACACCAUUUCCUCUCUCCUCUCCAUCCACAUCAGGGACAGCGCUCCACGCCUCCGCCUCCGAAGUCCCAAAUCCAGCGCCUCCACCCCGAACCUGCUCAUCGAACCCUUCUCGCUGAACACGCCGGAGGAAUUCUUGUCUGGCAGUCGUCCUCCUCUCUUCGUCUGGGCUGGCGUGGAGUGGAGAUCCACACGCACGUGGAUUGGUCUCUCCUUUUGUUGUCGUGGAUUUGUGUGCUGCGCGGUGUCCAUACUGAUCCAACACACCCGUCCAUGGCUCGAUUAGAUUCUUCUUCAUCGCCCCGAGAUCGACAUUAGUUGACGCCAUAGGGCUUCUCGGUAGCCAAUCAAGACUGCUUGGCGACUCCACCGAUCCCUUGGCCAAGCAAAUAUAAAAUAACAAGCGAAACAACUCUGCAUUGUGGGUUGGACCCAUCAUAUAAUCAUAUUUUCAGUGUCCUGCAUUCUCUGAUGUUGCUCUUGCUUUAAAUUGAAAGCUCUGUCCUUUUGGGAGCUUAAGAGGUGAAAGUAACAUUGGACUAGAGAGGAAUAAACGAUGGGAAAAGGAGAUGUGGUCACUAGGUCCAAAUCUCAAAAAUCAUCAGCGAUACAGAUUGAACAGAGUACACCUACUAAUCCCCCCACAGCAUAUCCUGACUGGUCUCAGUUCCAGGCAUACUAUAAUGCUGCUGGGACGGCUCCAAUGACCCCACCAGCUUUUUUUCAUUCAUCUGUGGCUCCGAGUCCUCAGGGUCACCCAUACAUGUGGGGUCCACAGAUGAUGCCUCCUUAUGGGACACCACCACCAUAUGCAGCGAUGUAUGCACAUGGCACACCAUAUCAGCAGGCACCCAUGCCACCGGGUUCACACCGGUACAGUCCUUAUCCUGUGCAAUCACCAAAUGGGACAGUUCAAACUCCUACUUCUGGUGCUGGCGGUACAGAGACAGAUAAAUCAAGCAAAAAUAAGCGGAAGACUCCCCUGAAGAGAUCAAAAGGAAGCUUAGGUAGUCUGGAUGUAGUUACAGCGAAAAAUAAUAAGUCACCUGCAAAACCUUCAGCUUCAUCCUCCAAUGAAGGUUCUUCACAAAGUGAGAGUGGAAGCGGGAGUUCUUCUGAAGGAAGCAGUACAAAUUCAAAAAGUGGUUCAAGGGCAAAGGAUGGUUCUGAGCGUGGGCAGGGGAAUGAUGCUAGGAAUAAAGGUACUAAGAGCUCUGCAAUUGAGCCCACACAACCAUCUUCUGGGCCACUUGUGCUUAACCCUAUGAUGCCAUUUUGGCCUGUUCCCCCUCCCAUGGCUGGCCCAGCAGCUACUCUAAACAUGGGUGUGGAUUACUGGGGCGCUCCUACGUCUGUACCCAUGCAUGGUAAAGUUAUUGCAGCACCGACAUCAGCUCCUUCGUCAAAUUCACGUGAUGUUGUUCUGAGUGAUCUGGCUAUACAGGAUGAGCGAGAACUGAAGAAACAAAAACGGAAGCAAUCGAAUAGGGAAUCAGCUCGCCGCUCAAGAUUACGCAAGCAGGCUGAAUGGGAGGAAGUAGCCAACCGUGCAGAUUUGCUAAAGCAGGAAAAUAUUUCACUUAAAGAAGAAUCGAAACAACUUCAGGAGAAGUGUGAUAGCUUGACCUCGGAAAAUACAUCUCUACAUGAGAAGCUUAAAGAGCUUGAGGACGAGAAAUCAAAUGGAAAUUGGUACAAAGAUUGAAGUCCUAAACUUCUUUCUUUCUGACUGCUGAUAUAAUUUGGUGGUGGCAUGAUAGGUCGGAUAAUUAGGAGGUAUUCAUGUGUGCUAUUAGAUUUUUGUCCGAGGGGUAAAAUUGUAUCAUAGGACUUGACAUGAUGGCUACAGAUUUUCUUCCAGUUUCCUCAGCUGCUGUGCUGUGUACUUUCUUCUUCCUCUCUGUGCUAGACGCUAGAGAAGUACUGCUCUGUAGAAAUCCCCGGGUGAUGUUUGGCACUUGGGGAUUAGCGUAUGAUAUAGUUGUUGUAGAGCUGCUCAUUGAGCUUCGGGACCUAAACUGAAGCGUGUUACAAAUAUUAUUUGUGAUCUACCGAUCCAGAUGUACUAAUUUGUAUACUGUACUAAUGAAUAGUAUUUACGGAUUUCACUA